CUCGUAACUAAGUAAUUGAGACACGUACUCGUGACGUAGAUCCCACUUUUAUUAUUGUACGCACAGCUUGAUGACGAAACAAGCAUCCGUGUUCCUUUCGUGUUCUCAUCCCAACAUUGCUUUGACUUCUAUUUGUCUGUUGAAAUGGCUGGAAGACAGUUCUCUAGAUUGAUUCCUUUAUGUAGAAACAUCCCAAAACAUAGGAUUUCAUUCCUUGCUACCAGAUGUCUUCAUCAAAGAUCCAUGUUAAGUGGAGCAAAGUCUCAAUUGCUUCUGAUUACCUCAAAUAAACAGAUUAAACCAUAUUCUUCGGCUGCUGCUUUGGAAUAUAUCAACAUUCAAGAUGAAAGUGACUUUGAGAAGCGAGUUCUGGACAGUCCAAAACCUGUCGUUGUUGAUUUCCAUGCUACUUGGUGUGGUCCAUGCAAACUACUGGCUCCACGAUUAGAAAAGAUCUGUGAUGAACAUAAAGAUGAUAUUAUUUUGGCCAAAGUUGAUAUUGAUGAGAACACAGAACUUGCAAUGAAAUAUAGUGUCAGUUCAGUGCCAACCGUUAUUGGUGUCCGCAAUGGGAAGACAGUGGACCAGUUUAUUGGCCUACAGCCUGAUGACUUAAUUGAAAGCUUUAUUGAGAAGCUCAAACACUGACCUCAUUUCAAGCCAUUAAAACUGUCAGGAGUGGUGGUGUUGUUGUUGUAUGAUAAUGGUGGUGGUGUAUAUAUCAGCUGUUUAUUAGUCAGCAGCAAAAAAGGCCUAAGCAGGAAUGAAGAUGAUGUGUGUAUAUAUGUCUAUGCGGGUUUGUUUAUGUCUAUGUGUGUGUGUGUGUGUGUGUGUAUUUGUUUCUCAACAUUAGAUAAUGUUUGGGCACAGGCCAGGCAGGGAGAGGGUUUGACAAGAUCCAGCAAGCCCUUGGACCACGUGGAACUAUUAUGUCAUCUCAAUGUGACCCUGUUGCUCACCAGAUCCUGUCAAGCCAUUCACGCCAUCCCUGUAAGGAAAACACAUUCAAUAAAUAUGAGGACCUAAUAUUCAAUGUGUAUAUUUGGGUGUCUGAUGUCUUGUUUUUGUGUAUAUAAAUAUGUGUGCAUUAUAUUUGUAUGUAUGUUUUUUUUUUUCCUUUGUGUUGAUUAAAUUUUAGCUUUAAUGUAAUGAUGUUUGAGAUUUGUGUUUUCUUUUAUAUUUUUUUAAAACUUAUCUAUUUUGAAUUGAAGAGAUGUUGGUAUGUGUUAAUUAUUUUUUUAAUGAACCUCUCUUAAUUAUGCCCAGCAGAUUGAAAUAAAAUAUAAA
Molecule: messenger RNA, 1287 nt
Organism: Octopus sinensis (East Asian common octopus)
Lineage: Eukaryota; Metazoa; Mollusca; Cephalopoda; Octopoda; Octopodidae
Product: thioredoxin, mitochondrial
Exons: 4
Coding region: 145-648 (167 amino acids)
Cellular component (GO): cytoplasm
Molecular function (GO): protein-disulfide reductase activity; oxidoreductase activity, acting on a sulfur group of donors, disulfide as acceptor
Source: RefSeq, a predicted model, not a curated record